AUGUGGAAACGAUAUCGUCUACGGAGGCUCGCGUUGAUCAGGCUGACCGAAUGCAGAAUGCUGGAGAACCCGACGGAUGAAAACAUUGUGCGAUGGGGCAACGAAGGCGACAGUUUCGUGGUGUUAGAGAACGAGAAAUUCACCAAGCACAUCCUCCCGAAGCACUUUAAGCACAGCAACUUUGCGAGUUUCGUCCGACAAUUGAACAAAUACGACUUCCAUAAAGUACGACACAACAAUGAAGAAUCGGGACAAUCGCAGUAUGGCCCUGGGGCUUGGGAAUUCAAACAUCCUGAUUUCAAGAUGAACAAUAAAGACGCCCUCGACAACAUUCGGCGCAAAGCCCCCGCGGCACGCAAACCGAACCAAGGCCCCGACGAUGUGAUUGUCCCGACACAACAGAUCGACCUGAUCAACACGCAACUCGUCGCAACGCAGCAGCAGCUCCAGCAGUUACAGGAACGCUAUAACGAGCUCAACAUCCAUCAUUCGAUGCUCCUGCAGGAGCUGAUGGGCGUGCAGAAGACGGUGGUCAACCACGAGCAUGUCAUGCAAAAUGUCAUGAACUUCCUCCACUCGGUCGACGCACAACGACGCCGAGAUAGUCGCAUGAUCAAUCCAUUCAACCAGGCGACCACCCCAAGCGGCGGAGCCGUCGCUGGCCAGUCGUCGCAACAGCCACAAAUCGAGGAGGAUGUACCCGCGUCCCCAUUACAACAAGCUUCCAAACUCCUCCAAGAGACCAACGCCGAUAUGCUCCUGAAUCCUCGAAACCUCGAGCACAUGAACGAGAUCUCGAUGCGCAUGAACGGCACGCUUACGACCCCCCCUCCGGACUACGGCCUUCGGAAUAGCCAACAACCGCGACCCGGUAGCAGGGGCGCUCCGCGAUCGGCAGGCUCCUCCAGUUCCGUGCGCGCCGGCGAGAUUGAUACGCUCGUCUAUCCCGUCGGGCAGACGAACGGGAUCGAUCCCAUGUAUAGCGAGCAUAUUAACAACAUCCCGUAUCCGCUACCGACGAAGCCACCGGAACCGACCGACCCACGGUAUCAAGGGCCCGAAGCACUGAAGAAGAGCGCGCAGAUCGAUCCGGGGUGGAUACGGCAACCGCAAAUCUUGCUGGUGGAGGACGAUCCGACCUGUCGAAGGAUUGGAGGGAAGUUUUUGUAUGCGUUCAAUUGUGCGAUUGAUAGCGCGUUUGACGGCCUGGAAGCUGUCAACAAGAUGCAUGGGGGCUCCAAGUACGAUCUUGUGCUGAUGGACAUCAUCAUGCCAAACCUAGACGGAGUCUCCGCUUGCCAUUUGGUCCGCCAAUUUGAUAACACUCCCAUCAUCGCCAUGACCUCUAAUAUCCGAAGCGACGACAUCUCCAUGUAUUUCCAGCAUGGAAUGAACGACGUCCUCCCCAAACCAUUCACCAAGGAAGGCCUCUUCCAAAUGUUGCAAAAGCACCUCCACCACCUCAUCAAGCAACCCGGACAAGGCAUCGACCCGCAGCUCCAACCCAACCUCACCCCGGCUGGACCCUCCCAUUCCGUCGCGGGUUCCACUCCCCGCCCUCCGCACGCGCAUACUCACUCCCUCACCCACUCCCUCAAGGAAGAGGAGUCCCCAUCCGCCGGCGCAUCCAACAAAUCCCCCGCGACCACCAGCAACUGGAACUCCCCGAACCAAAUCCCGGGCGUCUCCCCCGUCACCUCGUCCGUGACCGACGAUUACAUGCACCACGUCCCGCAGCAGAACCCGUACGCGGCGCAGAUGGCAGGAAAUCCGCCUAUGGGGUACCCGCAGAUGGGCAUGCAUGGAGGUGGAGGUGCAUCCGGCCGGCCGGGGCCGCAACAACCCGGGAUACAGCAACAACCACCACAGGGCCAACAUCGGCGGCAGAUUUCGGAAAUCUCGGGCGGGGAGGAGAUGGCGGGGAGUGGGAAGCGGCAGAUUUAUUCUGGGCAGAUGGGGAUGCAACAACGGCGGUAG
Messenger RNA from Eremomyces bilateralis CBS 781.70, 1977 nucleotides. RefSeq names its product response regulator. Gene Ontology annotation, molecular function: sequence-specific DNA binding; phosphorelay response regulator activity; DNA-binding transcription factor activity. NCBI's taxonomy places the organism in Eukaryota, Fungi, Ascomycota, Dothideomycetes, Eremomycetales, Eremomycetaceae. The transcript is spliced from 5 exons. Bases 1 to 1977 code for a protein of 658 amino acids. The record is from RefSeq and is a predicted model, not a curated record. Gene Ontology annotation, biological process: phosphorelay signal transduction system; regulation of DNA-templated transcription.